AUGAACAUGGGAGCCCAGCCAGAAAAUGAGUCUUUUGAGAUGUCGAACCGUCCAGUAUCUCCUCUCAGCGUAGUAACAGAGGAAGACAUCCCCGAAUCUGUUGACACCAGUUCAGCAGGAACCCCCAAGCCGGAAGAUACAUCACACGACGCUCAAUCGGCCAAUGAUGGACUGCUAGCACCAAGUCGAGAGGGCAAGAUUGCAGAAGAAGCCGCAUCACUACACGCGGACUGUCCCCUCAAAAGACAUGUCCUAUACUCCCUUAUAACAAUUGCGUUCAUCGGCUCAGCUUCUCUCAUCUGUAGUUGCUGGCUCAUCGCAUAUAUCCAGGUCAAGACAGACAGAAGCUACAUUGCAGCCGUCAUUGUUGGGGGCAAGCUCUCGUCAACCGAAGCCAAGCUCAUUGACGCGGCCUUCUCCAUUCUGGUGGCGCCGGCUGUGGUCGCGGUCGCCAAUUGGCAUAUGUUCAAGCUUGCUCGUCUUUCUGCUGUCAAUGAGCACAGCGGAAGAAACUCAGCUGUAAGCAUGAAGGUCCUCGUUGAAGUUGCCGGCACAGACUGGGGGUCCUUCAGCCCACUCAAGUUCUGGACUUUCGUUCGUUCAAAAAGGCCCCGUGUGGUCUGUCUGGGAAUGAUCGCUGUUCUCUCGGCUUUGAGCUUCUCGUUGCUUGGCAAUGUUGUGGCAUAUCAACAGGCCGGAGUGGAUACAUCUACGCAGGUGCUUGAAUAUCUGCAUGAUACACAUUCGGUGCUGCCCAGAGGCUCAAAUCCAAUACCCCUGGACGACCAGUCUAUUCGGCAACAGGUUUCAGCAAGACUUCAGGAUAGGCUUUCGCGCCUACAACAAGGCAUGCUCGAGCCAUCUACAACAGGGCUAGUCAGCGUCAACGUCUCGGAUCAAUCACGUUCGUCGCUUUCUCCUGCCGUCAUGCAACUAUAUCACGCACCAGUCUAUCGAUUGAAAAUGUUUUGCAGUCCCUCCCAUCUCCAAGGCGUAUCAAUAAUGUUGCCAGACAGAAGUAAUCCGCGUCUCAGUUUUGUCCUUGAGGAAACAGCUUCAGUCUUUGGUUCAGAGUCAACCACAUACGAGGCAUCGCUCGGCACAGACCAAGGUGUCAUAUCAGAUAUAGUACUAAAUGAAGUCAGAGCCACAUAUCCACUCAUUGCCUUCAAUGAGACUGCUCUUUGGAUCGGGGUUAUGGAUUCCGGGGGCGAUGAUGGCCAAUUGGUUACUACAAAGCGAUGGGGUAGCUUGAUACCUUUUGCCAAAGGUCUUCCGGGUACUGAGGAGCCUGACGGCCGACAAACAAACUACAGCCUAACGUUCUCAGGCUUAACAUGCCGUUUAAACAGAUCCACUCGAUGGGCCGAUGUUAAAGUCAACGGGAGUGACUGGUCGAUGAUUGAGAACACUCUUGUCGAUGAGAAGCUUGAUACAGGGCACGAUAUGCCGGUGCUUAGCUUGACGUCAAGUCUUGAUACUUUCGACGAUGCCCGUGACGGGAGACCGCCCGGGCUCGGCGGACACUUACUUCGAGCGGCACUUAGAGUGGCGAUCGAACGAGGUCGGCGAAGCUGGGACCUAGAAACCCUUGCUGAUGCUUUCCUCUGGUACGAAAUAGAGGCCCGUCAAGUACUCCUUGAUAAUGACCAAACCGUAAGGGCCGAGAGAUAUCAAGUCCAGUCCAACAUCGAUGAAUACGCAAUGACAUUUGUUCCUUGGAUCCUCAUAUCUGGACUUGGGACACUGGGAGCAGCAUGCGCGUUGACGAUUGGGCUCACCCUCGAUUCUUGGAAGGUAUACUCGCUUAGAAGUGGGAGAAUGUUGGAUUCAAUCCGAUUGACAGCUGAUGUUGGAGUGGCUUUGGAUAAGCAGGUGUUUGAAGAGUGCUCAACCUGGCACGCCACAAGGUUGAACAAGUGUGCCGAUGAGGCUCGGUUCCAGUACGAACCUGACGCUCGGUUAGAUAGCGCAACUGGUCUUUAUACUCUAGGAAUCCGCCUUCGACAAAUCUCGCGACCGCAUGACUGA
This is a messenger RNA of Fusarium subglutinans, 2031 nucleotides long. RefSeq lists its product as uncharacterized. The record is from RefSeq and is a predicted model, not a curated record. Bases 1 to 2031 code for a protein of 676 amino acids. NCBI's taxonomy places the organism in Eukaryota, Fungi, Ascomycota, Sordariomycetes, Hypocreales, Nectriaceae. The transcript has a single exon.